AUGCGCAAACAGCUCUGUCUCGCGCUGUGCGCAGUCGUCGCCGUCGCCCAGACGACGGUGCCCGGCGUCGUCUACUUUCCCGACCACCGACCGGGCUACCCGCUCUCGACGCGCGACCGCGUCAACGCCACGGCCAUUGCCAUUGGCAUCGACGCCGACCUUGCGACCCUCGCACCGCACUACCAGCUGCUGCGGACGUACCGGCCGUCGUUCCACGGCGUCGCGAUCGCACCGAUCGCCGCGCGCCACAACUUGCACGUGUACCUCGGCCUCGACGUCGGUGCCAUCGACUAUGCAACGCAGGUCGACGCGGUGAUUACUGCGCUGCAGACGCACCCGAGCACGGUUGACGCAAUCAUCGUCGGCAGCGACAGCCUCCGAGUGGUGUCCACGGACGACCUCGUCGGCCGCAUCGAGGCACUUCGGAGCCGCGUUCAGUCCGAGACGAGCGCGUCGCACGUCAAGCUUGGCACGGCGCAGCACCUCGAGGACUGGCUCGACCCACUGCUUGCGUCCAACAUGUCGGCUGUGGAAGCCGCCGUCGACAUCGUCGGGGUCAACUACUUUCCCGGUCGCGACGCGAGUUUCGACAUUGGCGACCCCGUCGCGCUCAUCAACGGCCACUGGCCGCUCCUCCAAGCUCUGUACCCGAGCACGAAGCUCACGAUCACCGAGACGGGGUAUCCGACGGCGUCGCUUGCCGACGCGACCACGUACUUCAACGCGUUCAAACUCUCGGCGUAUUCGGCGCUGGGCUUUUACUAUGCGUUUUUCGACCGCCAACCGCGCGAUCCGAGCGGCGACGUGGACGACUACGGCCUCUACACGAUCGACGGCACGUCCAAGAAGAUUUUACCCGACCUCGACGCCUUCCAGAACGAGUCGUCGGCGUUCUCGUCGGUGAUCGCUGGCGCUUGCUACUCGCCGUUCCAUCUCGACUCGUACCCGCUCAACGGCGUUGCCCACGGCAGUCUCUCGGCCGGCAUGGACGACGACUUUAAGCUCAUGAAGAAGUACGUGGGUGUCGUCCGCACCUACUACUCGACCUACAUGGGCGUCGACGUGACGCCGAUCGCGGCCAAAAACGACGUCCCGCUCUACCUCGGAGUCUUCAUGACGGACCAGCCGUGGUACGCCAACCAAGUGAACGCGGCGAUCCAGGGCGCGAUCAAGCACCCGUCGACCGUGAAAGCGAUCCUCGUCGGCAACGAAAAUGUGAUUCCGGUCGGACCGUACAGCGCGUCGUACAUUAGCAGCCAAAUCUCGUACAUUCGGUCGCAGAUUGCGAUGCAGUCGAAUGGCAAAGUCAACACGGUGCUCCUCGGGACGGUCCAGCGCGUCACCGAUUGGCUCAACCCAUCACUCCGCACCGAAAUGAAGAAUCUGGCCGACAACUCGGACAUUAUCGGCGUCAACAUCUACCCAUUUUUCGACAACAGCUACGACAGCAGCAAUCCCACCGUGCUGCUCAACGCGCUCUGGGACCAAAUGGCCGCCAUCUACCCGGCGUCCAAGCUCCGCCUGACAGAAACCGGGUUCGCGACCGGUGGGCCGCCGUCGCCGCUCUCGCCCCGCGUCGUCCCAAGCUUGAACAAUGCCAUCACGUACUACAUGGCGCUCUCGCAGUGGCAGCCGUCGGCUGGCGGCGGCGAACUCUUCUGGUACACGUUCUUUGACCUGCGCGCCGACGACCGCACGCAGCCGGAGGAACUCGAAAAGUACUUUGGCUUCUUCACGGCCGGCGGGCAGCAAAAGGUCGCGGGGUUUCCUCCACCCUACGAGGCACCUGCGUUCACGCUCGCACCGGCGCUGCCCGUCGUGACGGUGUCGCCACUGACGUCGCCACCCGCAAGGGCCACGCCCGCGCCGAGCUCAGCAGCGUUCAUGGGUGCCAACUACGAUCCGUUCCACAAUGCGGCCUACCCGAGCAACCUGCCAGCGCUCGGCGUUGCCAUCACGCAGGACCUCGCGGUCCUCAAGAAGCACUUCAACGUCGUCCGAACGGUCUACACCAACUUUUACGGCAUCGAAAUCGCGCCGUACUUGGCCGCCGCCAAGCUCGACGUGUACCUUGGCGUCUUCAUGACGCGCGAAGGAUGGUACACGAGCCAAGUCAACUCGGCCAUCUCGGCGGUUCGUGGCUACGGCGGCCACAUCCGCGCGAUCCUUGUCGGGAAUGAAAACAUCAACUUGAACGAGAAUUUCUCGCCGUCCGAGGUCGCGGCGCAGGUUGUCGCGGUGCGCUCGACGUUGCGAGCAGCGACAAGCGCGGCUCUCGUGAUGGGCACGGCGCAGAGGGCGGCGACGUGGCUCACGGGGACCACCGCCAUGCGGGCGCUGGCCAACGCUUGCGACGUCAUUGGCGUCACGUACCAACCGUAUCUGGACGGCAAGUACGACCCGGCGAAUCCCACCGCGGGGCUGGACCUCGUCUGGACGCAGCUCAAGAAAUUGUACCCAGCGUCCAAGCUCCGGUUGGUCGAUGUGACCUUUCCGUCGGCGCCGGUGCCGUCACCGUUCAACUCGGUUGCGACGCUGGCCCUCCAGCAAGCCUUUUACAAUGCACUCCUCAAGUGGGUUGCCAUCAACUGCCCCACGACCGAGCGCUUCUGGGGCACCUUCUUUGACAACGCUGCGCUGCGCCGCACCGGCGGCCUGUACACGGCGGCGCGACUGCCGAAAUCAUCGGCCUUUCCCUUGCCUUUGUAA
Messenger RNA from Saprolegnia parasitica CBS 223.65, 2709 nucleotides. RefSeq lists its product as hypothetical. The record is from RefSeq and is a predicted model, not a curated record. Bases 1 to 2709 code for a protein of 902 amino acids. The transcript has a single exon. NCBI's taxonomy places the organism in Eukaryota, Oomycota, Saprolegniomycetes, Saprolegniales, Saprolegniaceae.